Artibeus jamaicensis (Jamaican fruit-eating bat) is the source of this 696-nucleotide messenger RNA. RefSeq names its product Y-box-binding protein 3-like. Gene Ontology annotation, molecular function: nucleic acid binding. The record is from RefSeq and is a predicted model, not a curated record. Lineage: Eukaryota; Metazoa; Chordata; Mammalia; Chiroptera; Phyllostomidae. Gene Ontology annotation, biological process: regulation of gene expression. Gene Ontology annotation, cellular component: nucleus.
AUGACCACCAGCCGCGCUAACCUCCGACCAACAGCCACCGAGGUGCCGAGUGACAGCAAAGGAGGCAGCAUGAGUGAGGAGGGCAAGGCCACCGCCAUCCUCCCUCAGGCAGCCCCUGUGUCCCGUGGCCCCUGCCUCUUCAGCCCCAGGAAAAAAGUUCUUGCCACCAAAGUCCUUGGAACUGUCAACUGGUUCAACAUCGGAAAUGGAUAUGGAUUUAUCGAUAAUCGGAAUGACACCAGAGAAGAUGUAUUUGUACAUCAGACUGCCACCAUCAAGGAAAACAACCCACGGAAAUACCUGCCAAGUGUGGCACAGGGAGAAACAGUCAAGUUCGAGGCCGUUGAAGGAGAGGGGGGUGCCGAGGCUGGCAGGGACGGGGCUCCCACAGAAGGGAGCCGCUACUCCGCUCACCGGCGCCGUUACAGAAGCUGCUACGGCGGUAGAGGCCACGGACCCGCCCGCAAAGCGGCGGGUGAGAUUGGCGAGAAGGAGGACGUGGUCCCAGAGGGAGCGUCCAGGUCACCGAAACCUCAGGGGCCAGGUCACCGAAAUCCAACUUGUCUCACGAGGCACCACCAGAGGCCUCCUGGCCCACGACCUGCCCCAGCUGUGGGAGAGCCUUGCUCCAGACACCCAGCAGAGCCGCGCUGGGGGCCUCCCGGCUCCCCAAGCACCUUCGCCCUCUGCAGGUGA